AUGGGUCGAGCCUGCGGCGGGAAUGGCGGUGGCCGAGGAGCGUGGCCGGCUUCGGCUGUUGGCGGCUGACAUUCAGGCCGCGCUGCGCUCCGGGGUGGCGGUGCCCUCUCUAGCCCGGUGCCUCGAGGAGCUACUCCUCAACAGUCUGGAGGCCGGCUGCGGCUGCGCGGCCGCUCGUGUGAACGCGCAGGCUGGGCGCGUGCAGGUGGCGGAUAACGGGGCGGGGCUGGAGCGCGCGGCCCUGGAGCUGGCGGGCACGCGCUACUGCAGUAGGGGUGGGGGUGAUCCUAGGUAUAUGUGUGUUCCCAGGGCAGGGGGUGGCGACGACCCAGGGGGUGGUGGUGACCCAGGGGUUGGUGACCCAGGGGUUGGUGACCCGGGGGGUGAGGGUCCUGGGAGCGGUGGUUGGAAAUGUCCCAGGGGAGAAGACGAUGGUGAUCCCAGCUAUCUUGACCUGCCAGGGCCUGGGGCCCGUGGUGAGGCACUGGCCAGCAUUGCUCACCUGUCAGGGCUGGUGGAGAUAGUGAGCAGGCCACAGGGCUCCAGUGGCACCUGGGUGAAACUAUUCCGCAAUGGGCAUGCCCGGCCGGUUUGUGAGGCCGAGAUGGGGAGGCCGAGUCCCGGAACCACAGUCACCGUCUGCAACCUCUUCUACCGAUUGCCAGUGAGGCAGCGCCGCCUUGGCCGGCCCCUGGAGUGGGAGCAGAUCCGCCGCCGAGUGCAGGCUCUGAGCUUUCUCUACCCUGGCGUCUCGUUCACUGUACGCGAUGAAGCCUCCUCUGUGGCUGGAGGCUCAUUGGUGGUGAGGCUUCCCAAAGUCCGUAACCUUCAGGCCCGCUUUGCUCAGAUCCAUGGCCCUCAGCAGGCAGCAACACUAUGCCGUAUCCAGCACUCAUCCAAUGGUUUCCAGCUGAGUGGCUUCAUCAGCUGUCAGGGCCACCACAGCAAAGCCCAGCGACUGGUGUUUGUCAACCAGCGACUGGUGCUUAAAACCCGUAUCCACAAGGAGCUGGACUCACUGCUGAGGCGACACAGCUUAAUCUGUCAGCCUGAACCUGGCACUGGGCCCCGGGGAGGCUCCGAUCUUCACCCUGUCUAUAUCAUCAACAUCAACUGCGACCGUAGCCAGUAUGAUGCCUGCUGGGAGACAAACAAGACCUUGCUAGAGUUCACUGACUGGAAUCUUUUGCUGAGUUUGCUGGAGGAGGGGGUCCAGGCCUUCUUGCGACAGGAACAGUUACUGGUUGACCCCACAGAGGAGCAGAUUCCUGCCCCGCUACCUAUUGCUGGCUUGGACUUCAGGUUCUCACAUGAAAGAGUAGCAGUGCUGUCCAAAUCAGUCCAUCGGCAGGUGGUGGUUCCAAACAAUCCAAGGUUGGCAGCAGAUUCUGAACCCUGUGAUGCUGUCUGUCAGGGACAAGUCUGUGACGACAUCAAAGAUCCAGCCUUGCAUGCUCAACAGAGUGGCCUGUCCUGCAUUAAAUCCCCAAGGCACCGCCUUUGUUCUGCAUUUCAAGAAACAGCUACAAGUGACAAGCCUCCAUUGGAAAAGGAGGGAAGCAUUUUGCUCAGAGACCUGAGUACACCGGCCAGCUCUCAGACACAAUCAACACAGCAAGCACAGUCUGGCACACCUCUUUGCCUCCUCACAACUGACAAUGAGAAUAGGACCUUGUCAGUCACUGAAAGCCCCACACAAGAGGAGAAACAAGCAAAGGUGGGGAUCGGAAAGCAGACAGGGGAACCACAGGGGGAGCAGGGCAGGGAGUCACUGGGGGAGCAGGCAGGGGAAUCACAAGGGGAACAGGUGAGGGAGUUGCAGGGGGAGCAGGGAAGGGAGUCGCAGGGGGAGCAAGCAGGAGAUGCGGGGCAGAUGGGGGAAUCCCGAAGAGAGCAGGCAGGAGGGGGGGAGCAAAUGAGAGAAAGGGAGCAGAUGGGGGAUUCACAGGGGGAGCAGGCUGGAGAAUCACACGGGAAUCAAUGGGUGGAGGAGCUGUGUGGGGAGCAGGAAGUUGAGGUGGAAUGGCAGAAGGACGGGGUGCAGCGGGGAGAGAAGAUGGUGGAAUUGGGUACGACUGGUCUCAUAACCCACAAUGUCCCCAGAAAAACGAUAGAAGUAGGCACUGUAAGUGUUAGCUCUUCAGACUGGGGUCAUGUCCGUCGUCCGGGCCCAGUGAGUGCCUGGGAGAUUCUGAAUGAGAGGAUGAGAAUGGGAGAUGGACAGCUCCUGCCUGAUGACCGAGCGCUCUCAAAUAUAUCUCAGAAAAGUGGGAGAGAUAUUCCCCGAGGUUCUGUGACUGACUGUCAGAAAAUUCAGGAUACUCAUCAGUCUCAUCAUACAUCUGAGAGCUUUGCUGAAUCAAUGAUAAUCUCUCAGAAGAUGAAUCUACCACAAUAUCACUCCAGUUUGGAGAACAGAAAUCCUGUCAACUGUGAGCCCAUGUGUUGUCAGGCGAGAUUCCACAGAAAGCUGGGCAUGUCUCUAAUAACUGGAUCUCUGGAUGUAUUUCGGAGAAACUAUGGGAAAAUCAAUGAUGACCAGGAUGGUGGAGGCUCUUCUCAAGGCAGUGUACCUAUUCAGGACAGUACUGGUGAAGCAACCAAAAGGCCAUCACUGUCUAAUGUGACUGUAACCCCAGGAACAGAGAGGCUAUACCAGAACACCAGUAUCGGAUUUACUGGUUCUGUAAUUAGUGACCAGAGUGAGAGUUUGCAGCUUGAUCAGUGUGAUUGCCAUGGUCUUUUAAGGAAUUUGUAUUCAGUUGGAACUUUCCCAGUUACUGGUCGUGUGGCCAGGGCACAUGUCACCCCGUUUGCAACGCCUGGUUAUUCACAAGCCAAACAAACCUCUCCAGUUAGCAAGGAGCCUCGAAGAACCCUUGCUGCAAAAUUGUCCAAGUUAAAGGACCUUAAUAAAGGACAGCCUGCUGAAGAGAAAAGGGCAGAGUCCAAAGCAGGAAGUUCCCUCAGUUCUUGCCAACCUUGUGAGAGUUUCAAUUACCUUCUUCAGCCAGAACAGCAGUGUGCAAAACCUCCAACUCUACAGCUAGCACACUCAGCUGUUCCGGUGAACUCUGAAAAUUCUCCCCUUCGAGAAAGGGGAGUGAGUGAGGCAGACUGGCAGGAAGACAGGAUCAGUGCAACAAUUGAGAGAGUCCAAUUCCUGAGUAACAGUAGAUCUUGUCUUGUUAAGUUGCCUUGGCCUACAGUUGAUGAAAGGACUGAUAAUGGAACAGACGCUCACUCUGGUCUGCAGGUUGGAGACCAAUCUCAAGAUGACAGAACAAGUGCUGUAAACUUGAACCUGCUUAUAGAAGAUUCUGUAGCCACGCAGAAAAUGUCAGAACCAGUUUAUAUCCAAACUAACUCAACAGACGCUGAACAAUUUCUGAGAAGCUGUGCCAAGGCCUGUAAAGGUCAAAGUGAUCCAUUGAAAAGUUUCUCUUCAGACUGGUUGCAGUACUUUGAUGGAUCCCUUGGGAAGAUGGUGUAUGUAAACAGCAUGACUGGACUGAGUAGCUAUGAUGUCCCACCAGAUGUCCAGGCAGAAGCAGCUUGCGUGAAAGACUUCACAACAAUGCCAGUUAAUGUUCUCACUAAGACUGGUUUCCAAUACCAGUGUUAUCCAUUCCGCAGCCAUAGUCUUAUCCCUUUCCUGCCACGGCCACGUGAAGAGAGACAGAAAGACAGAAGCGGUACCCAGUCAGGAUCAAGUGAUUCUCUGCAGUCACUGUUUCGGGAGUGGACAAAUCCAGUCUUUCUUCGUCCUCCAGAGGUUGCUGUCGAUGUUAGCAAUGACCAGGCUGGCAGUUUGGCAGUGAAGAUUCACAACAUCCUGUACCCUUAUCGCUUCACCAAAGACAUGAUCGGCUCAAUGCAGGUGCUUAACCAGGUGGACAAUAAGUUCAUUGCCUGUUUGAUAGAAACAAGAACCAAUAGAGAAGCACCAACAGGGGGUAAUCUGCUGGUGUUGGUUGAUCAGCAUGCAGCCCAUGAGAGAGUGCGCUUGGAACAGUUGAUUUCUGGUGAGCGUGCUGAACAGGGUCUUGCGCCAGGAUUUUAUAUUCAGAUAACAACCUCAGCAUGUAAUUUUGUGCCCACGAUUCGUAGCAUUGAAUUCUGCAAAAGCUGUGGCCAGGUGGGCAGCCAGAAGCAGCAUGAUCAGUGCUGA
Molecule: messenger RNA, 4171 nt
Organism: Rhincodon typus (whale shark)
Lineage: Eukaryota; Metazoa; Chordata; Chondrichthyes; Orectolobiformes; Rhincodontidae
Product: DNA mismatch repair protein Mlh3-like
Exons: 6
Coding region: 23-4171 (1382 amino acids)
Biological process (GO): mismatch repair
Cellular component (GO): mismatch repair complex
Molecular function (GO): ATP binding; mismatched DNA binding; ATP-dependent DNA damage sensor activity
Source: RefSeq, a predicted model, not a curated record